AUGGUCGAGCGCACGAACAAGCCCUCAGCGUUGAACGCGCCCACGCCUUCAGCACCCGGCCCACAAGUCGACAUUGUCGGAGAGGGUGGUAGCCAAAAGGUCGUGGCAAGGUUGCCGUCCGGCGAGAGCAUCGAGGUGCUGCUCUUCGGAGCUACCGUUACUAGCUGGAAGAGCAACGGCGGACAGACUGAGAACCUCUGGCUGAGCGAUGCGGCUGACGUGACCGGCAAGAAGCCUGUACGAGGUGGUAUCCCCGUCGUAUUCCCCGUCUUCGGUCCUCCGCCCAAGGACGGACACGCCACGUCGUCGCUGCCCCAACAUGGCUUUGCUCGUGCAUCGCGCUGGGAGUACAUGGGCAAGUCGACUGCCGAAGACGCUCUCGACUCCAACUCGGUCAAGCUCGACUUUGGCCUCGACCGUAAAUCGCUUAGCGACGAGUCGCGCAAGGCAUGGCCGCUGGACUUUGGACUCGUAUACAGCGUCACACUUAGCAAGGACAGUCUACAGGCCGUCCUCACAGUCCGCAACGAAGGCGAGGAGAGCUUCGAGUUCCAGUUCCUGCUCCACACGUACUUUCAAAUUCAAGACGUGUCUAAGAUUGCCAUCACGGGCCUGUCUGGCACCGAGUACAUUGACAAAGUGCUCAAUGCUUCUACGCACACACAGAGCGACAACCAGCUCAAGAUCACAGGCGAGACGGACCGCGUAUACAAGGACAUCAAGCAGGAUACCACAUCGAUUACUGAAGAUGGCAAGCCUCGCUUUGACGUGAUCCGCGACAACGUCAAGGACACGGUCACGUGGAACCCGUGGAUCGAGAAGGCCAAGGCCAUGGGCGACUUCUCCCCAGACGACGGCUACAAGAACAUGGUGUGCGUCGAGGUUGGUGCUGUCGAUGGGUGGCAGAGGCUGGAGAAGGGCGAGGUGUGGGAGGGUGGCAUGUUGCUCGCAACGCCUUCAGUCACCGUUCGUGGGCCAUUGACUGAGGUCCCUGCCGAUAUCUCUAUACCUCUACAGCUUCCCCGCACCGCGCGAGGUGCUACGACUGCACGCAUCACAGCAUAUCGCCAGAUAGUCAAAGACGUUGCGCCGUCCUCUGAAGCUGACGGCCAGGCCAACGUCGCAAGUCACACCAACAUGUCACUGAUUCCCUACGCCCCAGCCGAGUCGCGCGAGAUUGUACUUCGCCAUGGUUCCGCCGUCGUCGUCUACGACCAGCGCUCGAAACAACUCUCCCUCCGCGAUGCCUCCCACGCAACCGACAUUGGCUCCACCUCAUGCCCUUACUGCCACCGACCCUACCGCGAACCGUCGCCGCAUUCGGAACACGAUAGCGACGAGCCAGAGCAUGCCGUGCCAGGCAUCCCCGCGGAAAAUGGCUUCGUCAAUCCCGCCUACUUCCAAAUGCUGCGUCGGAGCCAGCCAGGCUCAACAGAGCCGUCGCGACCCUCGUCGCCACACAAACAAUUGGCGCCUGCACCCAUGCGCAUGAGCAGCUUCCAAGCACCAGAAGGAACCGAGUUUGUGGGGAGCACACCGGUGCAGCCUGCUAGGAGCCAGGGCAUUUCCGCUCGGGCCUUUAGUCCAAACUAUUUCAAAGACUUCUUUGUAGAAGAGCGGGAGCUGGGCAGAGGCGGCAAGGGCGUGGUUCUGCUGGUGCAGCAUGUUCUCGAUGGCGUGCAUCUGGGCAAGUUUGCAUGCAAGCGCGUGCCGGUGGGCGACGACCAUGAAUGGCUAGAGAAGGUGUUGAUAGAAGUCCAACUACUCCAGACCUUGUCCCACCAGAACCUAGUGUCCUACCGCCACGUGUGGUUAGAAGACUACCAGAUAUCCAACUUCGGACCGAGCGUGCCUUGCGCUUUCAUACUGCAACAGUACUGCAACGGCGGCGAUCUCCAUAGCUAUAUCCUCGACUCGGCCAAAACUUCCAUCACAAAGGAGCAGAUGAAGGAGCGACUGCGGCGGAGGUCUAAGGGUCAGUUGGAGGAUCCAGAGGAUGUGCAUGGUCCGCGUCGCAUGCACUUUGAAGAGAUUAUUUCCUUUUUCAAAGACAUUACGUCUGGGCUGAGCCACCUGCACGCCAACGGCUAUAUCCACCGGGAUCUGAAACCCAGUAAUUGUCUGCUCCAUCGAACUGGCCGCAAAGUCAAAGUCCUAGUUAGUGACUUUGGAGAAGUACAGUCAGCAUCCGGAACCAGGAAUUCUACGGGCGCGACUGGAACGAUUUCGUAUUGCGCGCCGGAAGUGCUGAGGCAAGAGAGACCGGGUGGUGCGUUUGGCAACUUCACCACGAAGAGUGACAUCUUUUCGCUUGGCAUGAUUGUCUACUUUAUGUGUUUUGCGCGACUUCCAUAUCGGAAUGCGGAUGGUGUUGAUGAGGAUAACGAGGAUCUAGACCAGUUGCGUGCUGAGAUAUCGACUUGGGCGGGCAUCGACGACGAACAACGCGUUCGAUCGGAUUUGCCUGAGAAGCUGUACAGGAGUUUGAAGAGGCUUCUUGCUAUCAACCCUGACGAACGGCCCGGCGCAGAAGAAAUUCUACACGUACUAAAGUCGCCUCUAGUUUUCGACGAGUACAAUGCAUCUACAUACCCCGCCCCAUCUGGUCUGGACGAGUUCAGUCCGCGGAUCUCGAGAGCUGACACACCCAGCCCGUCGCCAACCCAGGGUAACAAGAAGAGCAGGGGGGUAAACUACACACGGCCAGGACGAUCCCAUCUUAGUGCUACCGUCGUGGAUCGGUCGCCUAGUCCGCCGCGUCCAGAAUUCAUGAGGAGACAGUCAUCAGAAGAUGGAGCCGUCAUUUUGAGGAGAGGAAGCAAGUUGGAGUUUCCACCACCGCAGCCUUCUGGAGGGAGAACGCCGAGUCCGCAACGGUUGAUGUUACCUCCACCACUACCACCCACGACAUUAGCAAGGUUCUACAGACAUAUCAAGGAUCCUGCGGCUGUCAAUGCGGCAAAGAUUGUGCUGUUUUGUGCAAAGGCUUACAGUCUGCUUUCUCCUUGUCAGCCUUUUGCAGCAGAUGCGCGAGUACUGUACCCGUUACUUUGCAUGGCGUCACUCGACUUCUUCCGUGUUGGCGGGUUGGGUGGGUUGGGACGCUCGGCCCUGCUUUUGUGCGCGCAUUUGGUGGUGGUGGGUGUGACUUGGAGAGUGGAUAGGCUGUGUGUUGGGAGGAGUGUAGCUUGGGAUGGAAUGUAG
This is a messenger RNA of Alternaria burnsii, 3204 nucleotides long. RefSeq names its product kinase-like protein. The transcript is spliced from 4 exons. Gene Ontology annotation, biological process: protein phosphorylation; carbohydrate metabolic process. Gene Ontology annotation, molecular function: carbohydrate binding; isomerase activity; ATP binding. The record is from RefSeq and is a predicted model, not a curated record. NCBI's taxonomy places the organism in Eukaryota, Fungi, Ascomycota, Dothideomycetes, Pleosporales, Pleosporaceae. Bases 1 to 3204 code for a protein of 1067 amino acids.